AUGGGUGAGGACUGGUUUUGCAGUGUCCCCAAUGAGGCACUACAUGGGGAGUUCCUCCAUGAUGUGAUGGAGCUUGUUCUCAAAGAAGCAGUAUUUGCUGGAACACAAAGGAAAAACCCUGUAGUUAGAUGGCAUGACCCUGACCACCUGUGUGACCUGCUGAAUCUGACACCCGCUGAGAAGCCUGCAACACAUGCUGAGCUGCUUCGAGUAAUUCAUGAUACCAUUACCUUCAGUGUUAAGACUGGACACCCUUACUUCAUCAACCAGCUCUUCUCGAGUGUGGAUCCUUAUGGACUUGCUGGACAAUGGGUGACAGAUGCACUGAAUCCCAGUGUGUACACAUAUGAGGUAGCACCUGUAUUCACACUGAUGGAAGCUGCAGUUUUAGAGGAAAUGUGCCACAUGGUUGGGUUUCCUUUUGGUGAUGGCUUGUUCUGCCCAGGAGGCUCUUUUGCCAAUGGUACUGCCAUCAAUCUUGCCAGAUUCAAAUACUUUCCAGACAUUAAGAGAGAUGGCCUGGGGUGUGCACCAAAACUGGUGCUCUUUGCAUCAGAAGAUUGUCAUUACUCAGUCCAAAAGAUGGCAGCAUUGCUUGGUCUGGGUGAACAGAAUGUAUGCUUGGUACAGACGGACAAAGCUGGACGCAUGGAUCCAUUACAUCUUGAAUCACAGGUGCAGAGGAUAACAGCUAUUGGUGGUGCCCCUUUCAUGGUGGUGGCCACAGCAGGAACAACAGUGCUUGGAGCAUUUGACCCACUGCCUGCUAUAGCUGAUGUCUGCACAAAAUACAAACUGUGGUUUCAUGUGGACGCUGCAUGGGGUGGAGGAAUCCUCUUCUCACCCAUGCAUCGUCACAAGCUUACUGGACUUGACAGAGCUGAUUCUGUGGUGUGGAACCCUCACAAACUGUUGGCAGCACCUCAGCAAUGCUCAGUGUUGUUGGUGCGACAUCCAGAGAUCAUCAAAGCCUGUCAUGCUUGCAAUGCUACCUAUCUCUUUCAGAAGGAUAAGUUUUAUGAUGUUUCAUUCGACUCUGGAGACAAGUACCUGCAGUGUGGACGCAAGGCAGAUGUUUUCAAAUUCUGGCUUAUGUGGAAGGCUAAGGGUUCACUUGGAUUUGAACAUCAUGUAAAUGCUUUAAUGGACUGUGCCAGCUACAUAAAAACUGCCCUGCAACAGCGUCCACAUUUCAAACUUGUUCUUGAACCAGAGUUUAUUAAUGUCUGCUUCUGGUAUGUCCCACCGAGUUUGCAAGGGCUACAAGAGCAACCUGACUUCAAUGAAAAACUGCACAAGGUGGCACCUCAUAUGAAGGAACUAAUGAUGCGUAAAGGUACCAUGAUGAUAAGUUACCAACCACUGCAAAACCUUCCAAACUUCUUCCGAUUUGUUGUGCAGAAUUCAGGAGUCACACAUCAGGAUGUUGACUAUUUCCUGGAUGAACUGGAUCAUCUUGGUGCUGAUCUGUAGUCAUAACUUGAUACAUGCGAUCUGAGGUUCUCAUGGCAAUGACUGUGAACACUACUGUCUUCUGGGAUGUGACACCAUGUAGUUUUGUAGUAGUUUACCAACGUUUCAGAGGAAUGCAAGGUGUCUGUCUUCAGGAUCAGAGAGCAAGCAUAAUCUUCACUCCUCAUGAUGGAAGCAAUACAUUUCUCUGCAAUGUUGUUCGACUUCUACAAGAAAACACAAUGUCAUAUCCCAGAACACUGUAAUCUUCACAACUGAAUGCUUCAUGGCCUUGCACCCCAACCACCAAGCAUGGGGCAUAUAAGUUGUCCCAAUAAAUAUUAAAAGGUCUUACACUGAGUGUGCAGUGUUUGUUUACAAGGAACAAACUUGUUUUGUAAGCUUUCACAGCUAAAAUCUGGAAUAUGACGGUUGAUAGAAAGACUUAUGAAAGAUAGAAAUGAUUAUAAUCUCUAAAAUAACUGGACUCUGUCAUGAUGGUCCAUAUAAUUAUAAUAUUAAAUCAACAAAUUGCCAGGCUGCAAAUUUCAACUGGAAUUAUAUUUUAAUAUAAAAAAUAAUAUCUUCUUCUUCUACUAGAUAUUUCCACCAUGUAAUCUUGCCAAAAAUAGUAUAGUUAUCCUAAAUGAAAGGAAGUUGUAACAUUCAUAUAAAACACAUGGGAAUAAAAUUAACUGUAAUAGAUAGUGAAUUUAGAUUUCAGUGAGUUUUUAUAUAUAUUUUCCUAUUUUCUAUUAAUAGUAACCUGAAUUCCAUUGCUUAGUAGCAUAUUAUUAAUGGGUGAAUUAGAAAGAGUUGAUUAAUUUAUGAUAUUAGAAUAUUCAGAAAUUCACAUUUUGGUAAGAUAAUUAUGGACAGUAAUGUAACAAUUCAGUAACACAGUUUCUAGCUGUGUUCCACCUGAUGAUGACCUGUGAGAUCCAAACAUGAAUUGAUUUUCAAUAAAAAUAUUAGUCAUGUCUGACUUAUCAGUGGUUAUUGAAGUAAAUUUAAUGUUUAUGAAUUUUUGUAAUUAUGAAGGAUGUUGGUGAACUUAUAAUAUACUAACAAACUUUCUAGUUUCUCAGCAUCUCCAGAUUUAGUUAUAAUAUAUACCUGAUGGUCAACAGCUGUAACUGUUCCCAUCUGCUUUCACCCUGGAUUCUUGCUGGCUUAUACUUUGACCUUGAAGAUGGAGGCUUAUGUUCCCCAAAAACCUCGGUUGACUUUCAA
Messenger RNA from Cryptotermes secundus, 2685 nucleotides. RefSeq names its product cysteine sulfinic acid decarboxylase. Gene Ontology annotation, cellular component: cytoplasm. Gene Ontology annotation, molecular function: pyridoxal phosphate binding; carboxy-lyase activity. Lineage: Eukaryota; Metazoa; Arthropoda; Insecta; Blattodea; Kalotermitidae. The record is from RefSeq and is a predicted model, not a curated record. The coding region runs from base 1 to 1473 and encodes 490 amino acids. Gene Ontology annotation, biological process: carboxylic acid metabolic process. The transcript has 7 exons.